GAUGAAUCUGGCAAAGGAGGAUGCCAAGUGGAAUGCCUACAAGACGGUGGAAAAUCGCUUGAGAGCUGUCCGCCUGGACGUCGGCUCCAGCGGCUCAAGCGCCCUGGCAGAGGACGUGGACGUGGCGCUGCGGCUGCUGGCGCAACGGCGACGGGAGCAAUGCGAAGCCAAGGCCAUGGCGCGGGCACCCCGCGCUCCAACCCGCAGCGUGCCAGCGGGGUCAGAUCCAGCCCUUCGGAUGGAGGUGCGGCACCAGGCGCGGGAGGCCGCGCGCCAGCGCGCGUCCAAAGCGGGACGCGCCGCCGCGGGAGGUGC
Cladocopium goreaui is the source of this 315-nucleotide messenger RNA. NCBI's taxonomy places the organism in Eukaryota, Dinophyceae, Suessiales, Symbiodiniaceae. The record is from the annotation of a GenBank genome assembly.